UCAAGUGACAGAAUCACAAAAGAAGAUAUUUUGAAGAACAUUGGCAAGCAAACAAUAUUGACCCCCAUUGAUUUCCAUUUUAUGGACACAAAACUAAUGAGACCGUUCUCAAAAUAUGUCAUAGAUGUUUUGAACAUGAGGGUGAAUAAAUGACAGAAGAUCUUUUAUUUUUGGGUGAACUAUCCCCUUUGAAGGAAGCUGUGAACCUAAAAUCAGCCUCUUAUUAUAAAUACACAAUUAAAUCGUAAUUAAAGGAAGUUAUGCACCACAUUACAGGAAAUCUCUGCCUGUUGCAUAAGGCCGGUUAUUGUAUAAUACCGAAGGUUAAAAACUACUGACACAUGUAAAAAUUCAAGUGUAUUCUUCUUAGAUUCGACUUGUGAAGUGACUGCCCAUGUUUCACAUCAGCAUAUUGAUGCAGCUCUCUCUGACGGCUGCCGUGGCUUCAUGGUCAGUUUCAUACAGCCCUAAAUCCAUAUGUGUGUUUGAAAGCUCCUCUGUUGAAUUCAGCUGCUCUUUUGACUUUCCGUAUGGUAGAAUUGUAACUACAAAAUGGUUCAAGCCGAGGGUAAAUGAAAAACAAGAUGGCUCACAGGAGGGAAUGUUUGUCUACCACUCAGAUCCUGCAGAGAUCCACAGACUUUACCAAAAUAGAACAAAGUUUGCAAACCAAGGCAGAAACUGCAGCUUAACAUUACAUAAUGUCUCUAAAAAAGACAUUGGAAGAUACUUCUUUCGCUUUGAAACACAAUAUCAUUAUGGACAAUUCACUGGAAUAAAUGGCAUCAAUCUCAAUGUAGCAGUUCUACCCUUCGGAGUAACAGUGAAUACACAAAAGACAAAUGGAGAGGUCUAUGAAGGGGACUCGGUCACAUUGAGGUGCAGUACAGAAAACUGCACCCCACGACAAGGGUCAUUUGUCUGGUUUAAAAACGGACUUCUGCUACCGCAGGCCACAGAGCAAGAGUUCAGAUUCUCCUCCGUCUCUCACCGGGAUUUUGGCAACUACUCCUGCGGUCUGAAUAACGGCGUCAGAACCUCAACAACAGAAACAUUGCUUGACGUAAGAUACAGUCCAAAAAAUGUGCAAACAACCGUCUUCCCAUCCGGAGAGAUAGAGGAAGGAGACUCAGUGACUCUCAAAUGUAUAAGCAAUGCCAACCCUGCUUUGACAAACUACACCUGGUUCAAAAUCAGCGAUACAAACGUCUCUUAUGUUGGAAGUGAUAGUAAACGCAUACUAAGAACUGUGGGUCAAAAGGAUGCUGGACGAUACUUCUGUGUUGCCAUGAACGACAUGGGUUCUCAUAACUCUACAGUCAUAGAACUGAAAGUCAAAGUGCGAGAUCGUCCACAUUUCUUGUUUUUCACCAUGGCUGCAUUAUUAUUUGGAAUUGCCUUAACAUUGAUUAUCCUCGGACUUAUGAAAAGGAAAAAGAAGUUCAUUUCAAAGAAGCAGUUCUCAGAAAAGACAACUACAGUCAUAUUCACAGAGGAGGUCUAUGAAAACCUGACAAAAUCACUAAAAUUUGAAGAAAACGUUACCAACCUGAUAUAUGCAGAUCUAAUGCUUCCUCCAUCAUAUUCAGACAGACCACGGCACAACACUCAAGAGGACGGUGCAGUGAUCUACAGCAUACCUAAGAACAAAGAAGAGUAUGAGAAGAUCACUGAACAAAUCUAAGCAUAUAAUAAGUUUCAGCAAGCAGGUGUAUAUACUGUACUGUAUUUCUUUAUUUUUAUCCAAAAUAAUCACAUUUCAGUAGUUGUUUCAAUACAUCUAGGGAUGAAUACGAAUCUUUUAAGCAAACACUUAAUAUACUUACAACACAGAAUAAAUGAAUACAGGCAUUAUUGUGGUAUACAUUACAAUGAAUACAAAGUAUGACAAAAAAAAUAUAUACAAUUUACAGUAAAAGUCACAAAUGUUUAAGUUUAUAUACAUCAUGUCCAUCCGCCAUCCGCCUAAUUGUAUUUACAUCCACAGAUAAUAUCAAGAUCAAAAAUGUAUAAAUGAUGCAUUUUUUAAAUGAAAUAUAAAUUGAAAUAUAAAUUAAAAAUUAUAUAAAAAUGUAAUAUAAA
Messenger RNA from Triplophysa dalaica, 2082 nucleotides. It is a transcript of the gene cd22, whose product is annotated as cd22 molecule. The record is from RefSeq and is a predicted model, not a curated record. NCBI's taxonomy places the organism in Eukaryota, Metazoa, Chordata, Actinopteri, Cypriniformes, Nemacheilidae. The coding region runs from base 395 to 1684 and encodes 429 amino acids. The transcript is spliced from 8 exons.